This is a messenger RNA of Spirodela intermedia, 5092 nucleotides long. NCBI's taxonomy places the organism in Eukaryota, Viridiplantae, Streptophyta, Magnoliopsida, Alismatales, Araceae. The record is from the annotation of a GenBank genome assembly.
AUGCGACGGAGAGAUUCUGAAGAAGAUGGGGAGCAGGAAGGAGGAAGGGGGAGAUCACCGGCGUAUUCAUGGCUCCUCGUCGUCUCCAACAUCCUCGUCGCCGCGUCCCAUCUAGGCUUCCUCGCCUUCAAAUGGCGGACUCACCGAGAUGUCUCUCUGCAACUCACCUUGCCGGCGGCGGCCUGGACGGCGGCCGGCGCCGUCGCGAUCUGCAGCAGGAAUUCCCUCCGGUGGCCGCUCCCUCUCUCUCUCUGGUGGGCCUUCUACGGCCUCUUCAGCGUCGCCUCCAUCUCCGUCGACAUCGCUGGAGCUCCCUCCCCGGCGUUCCUCCCGCCGCCAUCUCCCGCUGGCAUCGUCUCCUUCCCUCUCGUCGCCUUCCUCUUCUUCGCCGCUUUCUUCUCCGGUGCCGGCGAGCCUCCGCCCCCGCCGCUGAAGCAACCUCUGAUACAGAAGAUCUCCUCCGCCACCGCCGGUGGCGGCGGGGGGACGUGGAGCUGGCUGACGUUCCGAUGGCUGAACCCGGUGUUCGAGAGGGGCCGGGCGGAGAAGCUGGAGCUCCGCCACCUCCCGCCGCCGCCGCCAGAGGAGGCGACGGAGCGCUGCUUCUCCCAGCUGAAGGAAUGCCGAAAGAAGGACAAGGGCCGGCCCUCCUCUAUCUCCCACGCCCUCUUCCUCGCCGUCUGGAGACCCCUCGCGGUCAACGCCGUUUUCGCCGGCGUCAACACCCUCUCCUCCUACCUCGGCCCCUACCUCAUCAACAGCUUCGUCAUCUUCCUCUCCGGCGCCGGCGCCGGCGAACCCUCCUCCUCCGCCGCCGGCUGCUCGCUGGCCUUUCUACUCUUCGCUUCCAAAACGGUGGAGUCGCUUUCGCAGCGGCAGUGGUACUUCGGCGCCCGCCGCAUCGGUCUCCGCCUCCGGGCGGCGCUCAUGGCCGCCGUCUACCGCCGGUCCCUCUUCGGCGGCGGCGGCGCCGGCAGCGGCUGCGCCUGUUGCGGCGUCGGCAAGGCCACCACCCUUCUCGACACCGACGUGGAGCGCGUCGGCGACUUCUGCUGGUACCUCCACAGCAUCUGGCUGCUGCCGGUGCAGGUCUUCCUGGCGCUGCUGGUCCUCCGCGCCAACCUUGGCGGCGCCGCCGCUGCCGCCGCCCUGCUCGCUACCGUGCUGGUGAUGGUGUCCAAUAUCCCACUGGCCAACGCGCAGGAGAGGAUGCACUGCUCGAUCAUGGAGUCCAAGGACGCCCGAAUGGCCGCCACCGGCGAGACCCUCAAGGCCAUGAGAAUCCUCAAGUUGCAGGCGUGGGAGGGCGCCUACCUGAAGAAGAUCCUCAAGCUGAGGGAGGUGGAGAGGCGGCGGCUGAGGAGGUACCUGUAUACCUGCUCCGCCGUGGCCUUCCUCUUCUGGGCCUCGCCAGCUUUGGUCUCCGUCGUCGCCUUCGUCGUCGCCGCCGCCGCCGGCCAGGAGCUCACCGCCGGGAACGUGCUCUCCGCGCUGGCCACCUUCCGGAUCCUGCAGGAGCCCAUCUACAACCUCCCUGAGCUCGUCGCCAUAGUCGCCCAGACCAAGGUCUCCCUCGACCGCAUCCACACCUUCAUCGACGACGACGACGAAAACAACCAAAGACCUCUUCUUCCUCCGCCACCGCCACCGGCGGCGGUGGAGGUGGAGCCAGGGGAGUACAGCUGGGCGGGGUCGAGGAAACCAGGGCUGAAGAUCGAGAGGAGGAUGAGCUUCAAAAAGGGGGAGAGGGUGGCGGUGUGUGGGGCGGUGGGCUCCGGCAAGUCAACGCUGCUCUGUAGCCUUCUCGGGGAGGUGACGCGGGUGGGUUGCGGCAGUGCCGCCAGUAAGGUUGCCGGAAGGAGGGCGUACGUGCCGCAGAGGGCGUGGUUGCAGACGGGGACGGUGAGGGAGAACAUACUGUUCGGCAAGGCCAUGGAUCGGGGGAGGUACGAGGAGGUGGUGAGGGCUUGCGCACUGGACAGGGACAUGCAGGGGUGGGAGGGAGGCGACCAGGCGGCGGUGGGGGAGCGGGGGGUCAACCUCAGCGGCGGCCAGAAGCAGAGGAUUCAGCUGGCCAGGGCCGUCUACAGCGGCGCCGACGUCUUCUUCCUCGACGACCCCUUCAGCGCCGUCGACGCCCACACCGCCUCCCAUCUCUUCAAGGUAAUACAGACAGAGACAGACAGACCCAUCUCUCUCUCCCUCUCUAAAAGAAGGAAACUUACUGGUGUAGUGGAGUGCUUUCAGGAAUGCCUGAUGAAUCUACUGGCCCAGAAGACCGUCAUCUUCGUCACCCACCAGCUGGAGUUCUUGCAUGCCGCCGAUAUCGUCCUGGUCAGUGAGUUGCUGCUGCUGCUUCGUCUUCUUCUUCUUCUUGGUAAUUCUGCAAGUUGGUUAAUUGGAUCGAAUGGAAAUGAUCUGUACCUCUCGUCAGGUGAUGAAGGAAGGGAGGAUUGUUCAGGCGGGGAAGUACGAGGACCUGGUCGCCGACACGGACGGCAGCGAGUUCCUCCGUCAGAUGGCGGCCCACGAGAGCUCCCUCAGCCAGAUGCCCGCGGCGGAGGAGAAGCAUGCCAGGAAGGGCUGCGCCACCGCCGCCGCCGCCGUCAUCUCCGGCGGAGAGGACGAGCUCAGGGAGGAGGAAGGGCCAUGGAGCAAGAACGGAGGCAUCGUCAUGCAGGAGGAAACAGAGGGCGGUGGGAGGGUGAAGUGGGGGGUCUACUCCACCUUCGUGACGGUGGCGUACCGGGGGGUGCUAAUUCCGGUGAUCCUGCUGUGUCAGGUGCUCUUCCAGGGCCUGCAGAUUGGUAGCAACUACUGGAUCGCGUGGGCAAUUGAGAAGAAGGCUGGGAUAACCAGGGAGAGGCUAAUCUCGGUCUUCGUCCUGCUGUCCAUGGGGAGCUCCGUCUUUGUGCUGGGGAGGGCGGUGCUCCUGGCCACAGUCGCCCUCGAGACGGCGCAGAGGCUCUUCACCGGCAUGAUCACGAGCAUCUUCAGGGCCCCCAUCGCCUUCUUUGACUCCACCCCCUCCAGCCGCAUCCUCAACAGGGUCAGCCUAUCGAUUCCCUGACACACCAAUCUGCAAACAAUCUGUGUAGAUUUUGAGUUCCCAUCGAUGAUUAUUUACUUUUUAAUUUAAUUUAAUUUAUUUGUACCUGUCAUGUUCCUGCAGUCAUCUACCGAUCAGAAUGUGGUGGACACAGACAUUCCUUACAGGCUGGCCGGGCUGGUGUUUGCUCUCGUCCAGCUGCUGGGCAUCAUCAUCCUCAUGUCCCUGAUCAGCUGGGUCAUCUUCCUCCUCUUCCUCGUCGUUCUCGCCAUCUCCUACUGGUACCAGGUCGGUAACCCGACCUCCCCACCCUGAUCAAGUUAGCUCAGAUACUGUCGGUCAGUGACAGGAACAUGGCUAAUUAUAUAUAGAUGGGUUUGCAGACCUACUACAUCAGCACUGCCAGGGAGCUGGGGAGGAUGGUGGGGAUAAGGAAGGCCCCGAUACUGCACCACUUUGCCGAGUCCGUCGCCGGAGCCGCCACCAUCCGCUGCUUCAACCAGGAGGAGCGCUUCAUUGCCAGGAACCUCUCCCUGGUCGAUGACUACUCCCGGGUGACCUUCCACAACUCGGCGACCAUGGAGUGGCUCAGCGUCCGCAUAAACUUCCUCUUCAACCUCGUCUUCCUGAUUAUGCUCAUCUUCCUGGUGACCCUCAAGAGAUCAUCCGUCGACCCGAGUACCGCUCAAUCCUCCUCUGCAACCAGAAAUCAGGGAUGGGUCAUUCUGGAAGGAAAUUACUCACAGAGGAUGUGAUCUGCAGGUCUUGCGGGGCUGGCGGCGACCUACGGGCUGAAUCUGAACGUGCUGCAAGCUUGGGUGAUAUGGAAUCUCUGCAAUGUGGAGAACAAGAUGAUUUCCGUGGAGAGAAUUCUCCAGUAUUCGAGGGUCCCCAGUGAGGCCCCGCUGGUCAACGAGAGCUGCAGGCCAGAACCCAGCUGGCCCGCCACCGGCACCGUCGAGUUUGACAACCUCCAUGUCCGCUACAGCCCGGAGCUACCUCUGGUUCUUAGGGGCAUCAGCUGCACCUUCCCCGGGGAGAAGAAGAUCGGGGUGGUCGGCAGGACAGGCAGCGGCAAGUCAACCCUAAUCCAGGCGCUCUUCAGGGUGGUGGAGCCGUCGGAGGGGAGGAUCGCCAUCGACGGCCUGGACAUCUCCCUCAUCGGCCUGCAUGAUCUGAGGUCCCGGUUGAGCAUAAUUCCCCAAGACCCACUGCUCUUCCAGGGGACGGUGAGGACUAAUCUCGAUCCCCUGCAGCAGCAUUCAGACCCCGACAUAUGGGAGGUAAAAACCAAAAACAAAAAAUCUCCAUCCCAUAGAACAAAGGUUUUUCUCAGUCGGUACGAUCUUCCCCAUCCCUGAUGAUGAAACAUGGGUGGGUUUUUCUCAGGUCCUCCGCAAAUGCCAUCUGGGGGAGAUUGUGAACAGCGAUCCAAGGCUUCUGGAUGCACCAGGUAUGUGAUGAAUCUGGCCUGAAGGAUGGUUCAUGAUGGAGAAGAAGCGGGCAUCUGUUUAACGAUCUCUCUCUUCUCCCUGAGCUUUUUUUUUCCUUUUUAACGGGGAAUGGAAGCUGACGAUUCGGCCGCGGUGGUGGCUCAGUUGCAGAGGAUGGGGAGAACUGGAGCGUGGGGCAGAGGCAGCUGGUCUGCCUGGCCAGGGCUCUUCUGAAGAAGCGGAGGAUUCUGGUGCUGGAUGAGGCCACGGCCUCGGUGGACACGGCGACGGACAACGUGAUCCAGAAGACCAUCAGGGAGGAGACUAGCGGUUGCACUGUGAUCACCGUCGCCCACCGGAUCCCCACAGUCAUCGACAACGACCUGGUUCUCGUCCUCGAUGAAGGUAAAACUCUAAUUUCCCCCCUCUUCUCCCCCAAGGAGACGAUUAGGGUUUCGGAAACAUCACCUUUGUUCCUCGGGGCUGCGCAGGUAGAAUCAUGGAGUACGACACCCCCAUUGCGUUGCUCGAGGAUCGAGGAUCUGACUUCUCAAAGCUGGUGAUGGAGUUCCUAAGGAGAUCGAGAACAAACUAUCAGCCCCCUACCUGA